AUGAAGCUCCUUACCAUCACAGCGCUCUUCGUCGCCGGCGCCCUUGCCGUGCCCGCGAGCUCCUACCCGCCUCCGCCUCCUCCUGACUACGGCGACGGAGGUGACAACGGAGGCUACUCUCCUGUUCCCAGCAGCAGCGGAGACGGCUACGGCUACGUGCCCCCUACUCCUACCCCCCCUCUUCCCCCUCCUCCCCCCAGCUACGACGAUGGAGGCGAUUAUGAACCUCCCACCGACGGGGAUGGCGAUUCUUCUGACGGUGGGGAUGAUGGCGAUGAUAGCGACGAUAGUGGCGAUGAUAGCGACGGAGAACGCAGUGGUUCCAACAUUUGCCCUAAUGUUCUUUAUGGUGUUGCUCAGUGCUGCGAUACAGUUGUGGCAGGCCUUCUUGGUCUAGGCUGUGACAAUCCCCACCAGGAACCUCACAGCAUGCAAGAUCUUAAAAGCAUUUGCAAGGAAGAAGGCCAAAAGGGUGCAUGUUGCACUGUCAAAUUGCUCGGCCUGGCCGUUCUCUGCGAAGGUUGA
This is a messenger RNA of Trichoderma breve, 525 nucleotides long. Its product is annotated as fungal hydrophobin domain-containing protein. The transcript has 3 exons. Lineage: Eukaryota; Fungi; Ascomycota; Sordariomycetes; Hypocreales; Hypocreaceae. The record is from RefSeq and is a predicted model, not a curated record. Gene Ontology annotation, cellular component: extracellular region. The coding region runs from base 1 to 525 and encodes 174 amino acids.